Molecule: messenger RNA, 3180 nt
Organism: Lucilia sericata (common green bottle fly)
Lineage: Eukaryota; Metazoa; Arthropoda; Insecta; Diptera; Calliphoridae
Gene: org-1
Product: T-box transcription factor TBX1
Exons: 6
Coding region: 1039-2958 (639 amino acids)
Biological process (GO): regulation of transcription by RNA polymerase II; cell fate specification; positive regulation of DNA-templated transcription
Cellular component (GO): nucleus
Molecular function (GO): RNA polymerase II cis-regulatory region sequence-specific DNA binding; DNA-binding transcription factor activity, RNA polymerase II-specific
Source: RefSeq, a predicted model, not a curated record
UGCAUACACAAUAUAAACUAUACGCGGCCAGUAUCCGGGGAGAACAGAUCUCGAUAUAUGUAUUAUUAGUGUUGGUUAUAUUAGCAUAAAAGAGUGAGAGAGUAGAGGAUCAAUACCUUCAUGUUGUUUGUCAUUAAAGACGAUAAUAUCAAUUGAUCGAUGCCACGCUUACGGAUCAUUUCACACUUAACAAGCAAACUAGAAUAAUCGAAUACGGAAUAUACUAAAAACACAGAAGGAAUACGAAAAGAAUUCUAAAUUAAAGAAACAAAAAUAUGCAAAUAGAGUGUCAAUACAACGGAUCAACAACAAAUCACAACUAAAUACAUAUAAAAAAAAAAAAAAAACAACCGUCGCUCUGACUAUAUAGAAUUGUUGGUUGGUGAUAAUGAUGAGUUGCUCGACAUAACAAUUGUGAUGAAAUGAUAUCAAAUGUGUGCGCCUAUCGGUCAUGAAUGAGUUGUUGAAAGUUUAAUUAAUUUCGAUCAAUUCAGUUCGUUCGCUUAAAUUUUUUGCUUGAGUGUGAAAAGUGUCAAAAUAAAAAUUUGCUAAAUCGAAUAACAGUGAUGAUUUUGUGUGUGAAUAUUUCAAAUUAACAAGUGAAAUUUAAAUUUAAAGAUUUUUAAAAAUAAUCAAAACAAUAAUAAAAUUAAAUACACUUCAGGUGUUGUCGAAUUGAUUGAUUACUACAAAGCAAAAAAAAAAAAACAGAAAUACAAGAAGAAGAGUAAAAAGUUUUCUACAAAUAAUUAAUUAAAUUAAAAUCAAAUUAAACAAAUUUAAUUAGUGUUAAUUACAAUUAAAGUGCAAAUAUCUUGACACUAAUAUGAGCUAAAUGAAAGACAUUUGAAAUAUCUACUACAUACGAUUUUUCAAAGAAGAAAAUACAAUUUAAAUAAAAUAUAAUUAGUUUAAAAACAAAUAGACGUAAAUAAAUAAAUAUAGAGAAAAAAAUAAAGAAUUUAAACAUAAAUAAAACGAAUAUUUUGUGUGCGAAAAAUAAAAGUAAAUUUGAAUUAGAGAAAAAAGAACUGUGUUAUGCAUCAAGCUGUUUAUAUGAGACCUUCAUCGAAUAUCAUGGGUCCCACGGAAUGUACGAGUGCAAUUAUGUCAUCCAUGUCUUUUAUUGAUAAUAACGGAUUAGGUGCCAAUAUAACGGAUUAUGGUUGUUAUACCACAGAUCCAUGGUCCACACCCUAUAUGAGUAGUUUAAGUCCAAUGAAACAAAUUGAAGCCUGUAUACAAACAGCCGGAAAAGAUCGCACCACCUAUAAACCACUUGAACGCACGAUUGACUCAAAAAUUACAGAUGGAGAUACGAAUAGUACGUGCAGCGGAAAAGAAGAAUCUGUCAACGCCUCAACAAAUUAUUCAGGCAAUAGUGACACUAACAAUAACAACAACAGCAACAGUAGCGGCAAUAAAAAAUCUAAUAAAAAUAAAACUAAAGAAUCAACGACAAUCAAUAAAUCGGAAGAAAGCAUACAUCCACUAUUGGCUCAGGCUGUUGUAGUAUUGGAAACAAAAUCUUUAUGGGAUAAAUUUCAUGAACAGGGUACAGAAAUGAUUGUAACAAAGUCGGGACGUCGUAUGUUUCCCACAUUUCAAGUCCGCAUUGGCGGUCUGGAUCCUCAGGCCACCUAUAUAAUGAUGAUGGAUUUUGUUCCCGUCGAUGAUAAAAGAUAUCGAUAUGCAUUUCAUAAUUCCAGUUGGGUUGUUGCUGGCAAAGCUGAUCCUAUAUCACCACCACGUAUUCAUGUCCAUCCCGAUUCACCAGCUCCGGGAGCUAAUUGGAUGAAACAGAUUAUAUCGUUUGAUAAAUUGAAAUUGACCAACAAUCAAUUAGAUGAAAAUGGUCAUAUCAUUUUAAAUUCUAUGCAUCGUUAUCAGCCACGUUUCCAUAUUGUCUAUUUGCCACCCAAAAACACUUCAUUGGAUGAAAAUGAACACUCAGGUGAUUUUCGUACAUUUAUAUUUCCGGAGACUUCGUUUACAGCCGUCACAGCCUAUCAAAAUCAACGUGUCACCCAGUUAAAAAUUGUAAGCAAUCCUUUUGCAAAAGGUUUUCGGGAUGAUGGAACUAGUGAUGCAACAACGGGCAUGAAUCAAAUGAGCCAUGAAUCACAUGCCAGAAUGAAACAACACCACAAUGCCCAACAGCAGCAGCAACAACAACAACAACACCAUCAACAGCUUCACCAACAACAGCAGCAGCAACAAUUAAAGGCCCAUAUCAAAGAUGUUAAUACAGUGGCUGAAAUGGAAAAUCAUCAAAAUUCCCUAUUAACACAUGUGGCCACAACAACAUCACCAAAUCACAUGAACACUUCAUCUUCUACCCCCUCCUCCACUACAGGCACUUCACCAGAUUUAUUAAAUUAUCAGUCGCUAACAACAACUACUGCAAAUCCCUUAACUGGUGGACACAUGAAUGGUAACUGUAUAUCACCUAAAACAGAUCAUUCUCAUCACAGUUCCACUAGUUCACCUUAUGGUGGUGGUCACUCUCAUCAUACUACGAAUUUAGUGGGUUUAACAUCUAUGCCCGGUUCGCAUCAUACUACCACACAUCUCAAUUUGAAUCUCAAUACUCAAGUAGUGCCUCAACAGACCUCUCCUCCCGCUCAUCACCAACAUGGCCAAAUGUUAAGUUCUAACAAUAUUUACUCAUCCAUUGGCCAGCCUUAUACCACCGAUAAUAGUAGUUAUGGUCCUAUAUAUCAUCAUCAUCACAAUGCCGCCCACUAUCAUGGUCAUUCUUAUGCCACGCCUUAUGAUAAACUUAAAGUUUCGGGUCAUAUGCGUCAAACACAUGGCGUUACAAAUACCACACUCAGUGGCAAUAGUGUUACAACCCCCUCUCCCAAUUCCUACAGCAUGAGUAGCUAUCAAUCGUUUUAUGGUUCUCCACAUCAAAUGAUGCGUCCCGGUGGUUACAUAGAUUUAGUUCCCAGAUAAAUAUUAAUAACAAAACUAAACAUAAAGUGCAAUUAAGCCAAAACCAAAGAUUAUUUUAUGUCUAGUAUUAAAACAAAUAAUAAAUAAAUAUUUGAAAUUUAUAAUAAAAUAUAAACAUUUUCAUGAUAAAAACAGAAGAAUCUAAAGAAAGUAUUGAAAGUGUUAAAUCAUCUUCUUUUGCAAGUAUUAUUUCAACGUACAUACGACGUGUUUCCUUAACAA